AUGACUGAUGCAAAAGACGGCGUUUCACUGUUCGAUCACGCGUCUGGCACUGCCGUUGCUCCUGCUGACACUGCUCCUGCGCUUGACCGCUCACAGUGGCAGACUCGCGAUGCUGCUGCGCGCCUCGCUAUUCGCAAUCAUCUGCCGAUCACUGAGCGCGCGCAUUUUAGCCAGCACAAGACUGCUAAGGCACUUUCAGUCAGGGACCACUUCCUCGCCAAAGACCCUACCACUCUCACUCUAGCCGACUUCGAGCAGCAGCUCCUAGCAGCAGAAAAGAACAUCCUCGCUGUAGGUGCUGCUCGUGGCACUCCUCGCACUCCCCUCUUUGAGGGGUGCUCCCCCUCCCCUCUUUCCCCCUCUUUCGCCUCUGCUGCUGCAGUCGACCUCCUCGGUGCUGAGAAGGUCGCAGCUGCUUCCGAUCCUAGUGGGAAGCGCAGCAGCACCAGGGGCGGCAAGGGUGGCAGGGGUGGUGGAGGUGGCGGUGGAGGGAGCGGUGGUGGAGGCGGCGGGGGUGGUGGAGGUGGUGGGGGUGGUCGUGGGGGUGGAGGCGGUGGGUGGGGCGGCGGUGGGACUGGGAGCGGUGGAGGAGGCGACGGCGGCAGUGGAGGAGGAGGCAGCGGUAGUGGUGGUGGAGGUGGGGGCUGGGGUGCGGUCGGCCCGAAGGGGAGCUCCAGUGGUGGCAGCAGCAGCAGCAGCAGCAGCGUCAGCGCCAGACCCCCACGUCUCAGCAGCUUCAUGACUGACCUGCUUAGGCGUGAUGUUCCUAUCUUUGAUCUUGACUAUGAUGCAAUUCUUGCUGCCAUGUAUGCAUUGACUGUUAGUGCUGAGGGUGACUGCUACUUGUGUGUCCCACCUGACCCAGGUAUAGAGACUGCAGCCCUAGGUGCUAGUGAGUCUGCUCUCUCUGGUACUGCGCCUGCUGAGGCUUUGCACACCUUCACGCUUGACUCAGUGCUUGCACGGUCCACUACUGUGCUUCCGUGUCCGGCGGUCCCGUCUGGUGAGCUGUCUGGUCUCCACCUCCCCUCGUUCUCCACGAACCUGGUGAGCAACGCCGUCCUUCAGGAUCAUUGGGUUGACACCUUUACUCCUGGAGGACAGCGUGUGGCGAUCAGCACAUGCUCUAGGACUGGCCGCCACCUGGCUACGUUCACAUGUGCGUCUGGGUCCAGUCUGUACACCCUCACCACUGCGUCGCGCUACACCCCUUUGUCUCCUCAGCUGUACGCGUCCGCUCAGGUAGCUACCCAGUCUCUGCCCGCCCUCCCUCCCUCGCCUGCCCCGCCCUGCAUUCCUUGCGUCGAGGGGCGGCAGCGCGCCGCUCCUCACUCCUCCUCGUUCCCUCCCACAGAGGCUCCACUGCAGACUCUCCACCUGGACGUGUGGGGCCCAGCCCGCGUCCAGGGGCAGGGCCGCGAGCGGUACUUCCUGCUGGUCGUCGACGACUACACGCGCUACACCACGGUCUUCCCCUUGCGCAGCAAGGGUCAGGUCCCUGAUGUUCUGAUCCCCUGGAUCCGUGCUGUUCGUCUCCAGCUCCGCGAGCGGUUCCAGUCGGACUUUCCUGUCCUGCGUCUGCACUCUGAUAGAGGUGGUGAGUUCUCCUCCGACCUCUUGCGAGCUUUCUGUGAGGAGCACGGCAUCCGCCAGUCGUUCACGCUUUCGGCCUCUCCGCAGCAGAAUGGGGUUGCUGAGCGCCGCAUUGGCUUAGUCAUGGAGGUCGCUCGUACCUCCAUGAUCCAUGCGGCUGCCCCACAUUUUCUGUGGCCGUUUGCGGUCCGGUACGCCGCGCAUCAGCUCAACCUCUGGCCCCGUGUCUCCUUGCCGGAGACCUUGCCCACACUGCUGUGGACGGGGAAGGUUGGCGAUGCGUCGCGCUUCCGGGUCUGGGGUGCUCGUGCCUUUGUCCGCGAUACCACCGCGGACAAGCUCUCCGCCCGCGCCAUUCCCUGCGUCUUCCUUGGUUUUCCUCCUGACGCGCCUGGCUGGCAGUUUUACGACCCCGCUUCGCGCCGUGUCUUUGCGUCUCAGGAUGUCACGUUCGACGAGUCGGUCCCCUUCUACCGUCUCUUUCCCUACCGUACUGCCGCUCGCCCCCCCCUUCCGCUCUUUCUCGCUCCAGGUCUUCCCCAGGUAGACCCCCUCCCCGUGCCAGGUCCUGCUCCUUCAGGUGUUUCUCAGGUAGACCCUCCUGUGCCUGAGCCUGUUGAGGUCACUGGUGACUCAGGUCCUGCUCGGGGUGCUGCGUCUGGGGGUGCUGAGCCUGAGCGUGCGGAGCCUGGGGGUGCUGAGUCUCGGGGUGCUGAGCCUGCGCGUGUGGGGCCUAGGGGUGCUGCGUCUGGGGGUGCUGAGCCUGAGCGUGCGGAGCCUAGGGGUGCUGAGCCUGGGGGUGCUGCGUCUAGGGGUGCUGAGCCUGAGCGUGUGGAGCCUAGGGGUGCGGAGUCUGGGGGUGCUGAGCCUGAGCGUGAGGAGCCUGGGGGUGCUGAGUCUGGGGGUGCGGCGCCUGAGGGUCCUGUGACUACUUGUACGCGGUCUCCUUGGAGUGGCCGCCUUCGUCCGCGUGCGCCUCUCUCCCCGCAGCAGCUGCACGAGUGGUACGCUCGCCGUCAGGGUCGCGCUGCUGGAGCUCGGGGCUCUGCCGCUGGAGGCGCUUCUGCUGACGUCCCUGGAGCUGGGGGUGCCGGUUCGAAGGGUACUGGGGCUGGUGCAGGAGGUGCCGACGACGCUGGAGCCGCUGGGCCUGAGGACGCUGGAGCUGGUGGUACUGCUGACCCUGCCGCAGGAGGUGCUGUUGGAGCUGCUGACACUGGAGCUGGGAGUACUGCGGGUACUUUCUGUGCUGGAGGUGCUGGAGCCGCUAGACCUGGAGGUGCUCGUACUGGAGGUACUAGAGCUGCUGGGGCUGGAGGUAGUGCGUCUGGGGGUGCUGCUGCUGGAGACACUGGGACUGGAGUUGCCGGUUCUGGGGGUGCUGCUGCUGGUGACGCUGGUACUGGCGGUGCUGGCGCUGGAGGCUCUGCGGCUGCUAGUGGUGCUGGCGCUCGAGGAGCUGGAGCUGGAGGGUCUGGAGCUGCUGGAGGUUCUGGAGCUGCUGGAGGCACUGGAGCUACUGGUGCUGGUGGCACUGCUGCGCAGCGACUGUUCUUCUCUCCGCCGUCACCGUCGUCUCUGCCGCCUCCUGACACAGUGCUUCGCCAGACAGGAGGUCCUGCUGAGCGUCGCGAGCCUGCGUCCCGUCCUGUCUCGCCUGUUCGCACUGGUCGCACUGGUCGCACUGGUCGUGUUAGUCGUGAGCGUCCUCCUCCUGUCCCUGGCACGCACAUUAUGGCACUUCGUCCUUCCUCUGUUCCACAGCGUGUUCCUCUGCCGUCUCCUCCUGCGUCUUCUUUGCCUGACGUCCCGGACCCAGAGUCAUACCGGUUUCGUGCUGAGCACCCUACAGUCACGCGUCUGCUAGCCACUGUUGUCACUGACCCGUCGUUUGAGUCUGCUGCUGCGUCUGCCUUAGUCGCUGAGCUUGUUGACUUUGCUGAUGCCUGUCGUCUAGACUACGCUGCUAGCCUUGUUGCUGAGUCUGAGUCUGUCUGUCCUCCGUCCGUCGGGGGUGAGUGUGCUCUUGGCACGGACGUCCUUGAGGACAGGCACGAGGACCUUGAGUGUCUUGCAGCCGCUGCGCCUCAUCUCGUGGCCACGCUGCUUGCCCCUGAGGGAGACCCGGAUGCUGUAGACAUCCCGACCCCGCGCUCUUACGCUGAGGCGAUCGCGGGUGAGUACUCCUCUCAGUGGCAGGCAGCCAUGGACGCAGAGAUGGCAUCAUGGAAGUCCACAGGCACUUACGUCGAUGAGGUUCCCCCUCCUUGGGCGAACAUCGUCGAUGGCAUGUGGAUUUUCAGGGUGAAGCGGCCGCCGGGUUCUCCGCCUGUCUUCAAGGCUCGCUACGUUGCUCGAGGCUUCAGUCAGCGGGAGGGAGUUGACUUCUUCCAGACCUUCUCCCCCACCCCGAAGAUGACCACUCUUCGAGUGCUGCUGCACGUUGCCGCUCAGCGUGACUACGAGCUUCACUCUCUUGACUUCAGCACAGCCUUCUUUCAGGGCAGCCUGCACGAGGAGAUCUGGCUACGCCGCCCACCUGGCUUCACUGGGUCGUUCCCUCCUGGCACCCAGUGGAGCCUCCGGCGGCCAGUCUACGGUCUCCGUCAGGCUCCUCGUGAGUGGCACGACACACUAAGGACGACACUUGCGGCUCUUGGGUUUGCUCCUUCGACUGCUGACCCGUCGCUGUUUCUGCGCACUGACACUUCGCUGCCGCCGUUCUACAUCCUCGUGUACGUCGACGACUUGGUCUUUGCCACUGCUGACACUUAG
Molecule: messenger RNA, 4368 nt
Organism: Closterium sp. Yama58-4
Lineage: Eukaryota; Viridiplantae; Streptophyta; Zygnematophyceae; Desmidiales; Closteriaceae
Source: the annotation of a GenBank genome assembly